Messenger RNA from Tarenaya hassleriana, 2266 nucleotides. Its product is annotated as transcription factor ICE1-like. The record is from RefSeq and is a predicted model, not a curated record. The coding region runs from base 162 to 2054 and encodes 630 amino acids. Lineage: Eukaryota; Viridiplantae; Streptophyta; Magnoliopsida; Brassicales; Cleomaceae. Gene Ontology annotation, cellular component: nucleus. Gene Ontology annotation, biological process: regulation of DNA-templated transcription. The transcript is spliced from 6 exons. Gene Ontology annotation, molecular function: sequence-specific DNA binding; DNA-binding transcription factor activity; protein dimerization activity.
GUUUCAAUUCCCAAUCUUUCAAUUGUUAGGGUUUUUAAUUUGAGCUCUGAAUCUUCAUUCUUCCCUUUUUGAUUUCGCUUUUUCUCUGAUUUUGCGCACUUCAUGAAAUUCUUGUGAUUCCCUCUUCAAUGCCCUUUUCGGUCUAUGAAAAUUCAAAGUAGAUGCGCGUUUCUUUUCAAACUCUUUUCUCUUCCACUUCUCUGCUUCAUCUUCAAAUUUCCCUCCGCAUUUCACUUUUCCCCGCAGUCUCCUUGAUUCAGAUGGGUUUGGAAGGAAACGGCGUCGUUUGGUUAGGCUCCACCGGAGAACGGCCACCGGAGGACAAGGACGGCGGAAAUGGCGACGAGGCUGCUUCGUGGACCAGAAACCAAGACGAUGGAGGAGCUUCUCUCUCACACUUCAGACCCAUGCUCGAGGGUGACUGGUUCACCAACCCACCUCCUCACGAUCUCCAGAUCCUCCACAACCACCAUGAUUUCAGAUUGUUCGGUGGAUUCGCCUUUAACCCACCUGAGAAUCUCCUUCUUCAGCAGUCGAUUGACUCCUCUUCCUCGUGUUCUCCGUCGCAGGCGUUUAACCUCGACCCUUCACAGCCACCUCAACCAUUCUUAACGGCCAAGUCCUGCGUCGCUCCGCACCUCAACGUCCCCUCCGCUAAUCCUUUUGACAAUGCCUUCGAGUUCGGCUCUGAAUCCGGUUUCCUGGGACAGUUUCACGGAAAUCAUGUUCCGAAUUCGAUGGGCUUCUCCGGAUUGAUGUCUCAAACGCAGAUGGGGAAUCCGGACUUCGCUUCCGCCACCGAUUACCUCGCCGUCCGGUCCUCGCUCCCGACGCCGGACAACAGCUCCGCUUUGGGUGGAGGCGGGUUCAACCCUCUGGAACUCGAGGGCUUUGAGAGCGCCGCCAAUGGCGUUUUCGGGAACAGAGCCAAGGUCCUGAAACCGCUAGAUGUAUUGGCAUCAUCUGGCGCGCAGCCGACACUGUUCCAAAAGCGAGCCGCGAUGCGUCAGAACUCGGGGAGUAAGAUGGGAAGUUCUGAGAAUUCAGGAAUGAGGAAGCUGAGUGACGAGGGAGAGAUGGAUGAGACAGGGAUUGAGGUCUCUGGGUUGAAUUACGAGUCUGACGAGCUCAACGAGAGCCUAAAACCAGGUGAGGAUGUUCAGAACGGUGGAGGCGGCGGAGGAGAGCAAAAGGGCAAGAAGAAGGGAAUGCCUGCGAAGAAUUUGAUGGCCGAGAGAAGGCGGAGGAAGAAGCUCAAUGAUAGGCUUUACAUGCUUAGAUCAGUUGUCCCCAAGAUCAGCAAAAUGGAUAGAGCUUCGAUACUUGGAGACGCCAUUGACUAUCUGAAGGAACUCUUGCAGAGGAUCAAUGAUCUUCACAACGAACUGGAGUCUACUCCACCCGGGUCUUUGACACUGCCUCCUUCAUCAAACUUCCACCCAUUGACACCUACCCCGCAGUCGCUUCCUUGCCGUCUCAAGGAAGAGUUAUGUCCUUCCUCAUUGCCGAGCCCCAAAGGCCAGCCGGCAAGGGUUGAGGUUAGAUUAAGAGAAGGAAGGGCAGUGAAUAUACAUAUGUUCUGUGGACGUAGACCUGGUCUCCUGCUUUCCACCAUGAGAGCCUUGGAUAACCUAGGAUUGGAUGUUCAGCAGCACAAGAGAGUCGUAAACAAGAGUUUUCAGCUCAUGGAUGCAUUUUUGUGCAGUGCGGAUAUUUGCAGAGAGCAUACUGAGAUACGGAUUGCCACCAUCUUUCUUGUCAUGUGUCUUAGCCCCGUCGAGCAAGGGCGAGAAGAAAGUGCGUUCGAUUCAACAACCUCACUUCUGGAAAAUUUAGCACGAUCUUUAGUCUUGCUGCUUGGCCCUAUGUACACGAUUCCCGUGAUAUGGCAGCUUUUUAUAAUGGUUCAUAAGGGAGAAUUAUCGGGAAAUUCACAUCUGCGGGAGUCUGAACAUGUUCUUUUCUUGCAGCAAUGCAAAGAAGGGCAGGACAUAUUGCCGGAGCAAAUCAAAGCAGUGCUUUUGGAUACAGCAGGCUAUGCUGGCGUGGUUUAGCACAAGACCCUCGCAGCAGAUGUGAAUCUGUGGAGCAGCCUGCCAGAUCUAGUUUCUCUUAGUAUUGCAAUUUUCUUCUCAGUCUCAUCAGUUUAAGCAAAUAUGUAUUCGGAUGAAAAACUAUGUUUUUAAGCGUUUUGCCCUGACUCAAGGCUGGGUGUUACAUAACUUUCAACCUUUUUAGCAAAUGUAUCACAUGCUUUGUUUCUCAA